GCGGGUGGGCGGGGCUGCAAGGAGCAGGCGGUGCCGGGGCGCCUGGGAGAGAGGCGCAGCGUGCGCGGGCACGAGGCGUAGUGGCUUCCCCUAAGGCUGAGGCGGCGGCGGGCGCGCGGCGGUGGCGGGCGUGCGAGGCGCGGGCUGUUGUGCUCCCGGCUCUCCUCUUUCCCCUCCUUGGCGGGUAGAGGAGGCCAAAGCGGUGCUGGGCGCGCUCCGUCUUCCUCUCCCUCCGGCGACCUACCCCGGCCCUCUCGCGCUACGCUGUCUCUCCGACGCAAGACUGUCCCGGCCCGGAUAUGGCUCGUGGACAGCAGAAGAUCCAGUCUCAGCAGAAAAACGCCAAAAAGCAAGCUGGACAAAAGAAGAAACAAGGACAUGACCAAAAGGCUGCUGCCAAAGCUGCCUUAAUAUAUACCUGCACUGUCUGUAGGACACAAAUGCCAGACCCUAAGACCUUCAAGCAGCACUUUGAGAGCAAGCAUCCUAAGACUCCACUUCCUCCAGAAUUGGCUGAUGUUCAGGCAUAAAGUUGUUUACAGGUGAAUUCAUGACACCUUUGACUCUUCUACUGUCUCAGACCUUAGGUAACAAACCUGCAACUGCUUUUCUAACAAACUGUUGAUCAGCAAAAAUAAAGGGGCUACAGAAACACUCAUUUUUAUGCUGUUCCCUUUUGGGCUUCAUGCAAAGACAAUUCUAUGUAAAUGUACAGUUGACUCUGAUUUGGAAACCUGAAAAUCAGUCCAUCCUUGUUAUAAAAAAUUUUUUUACAAUUGUAAUUAUAUUGAUGUUCAUAUUGUGUAAAAUAACUCAUUUAAUAAAGUAGUACUUUGAUUUUACAACAUCACAGGA
Propithecus coquereli (Coquerel's sifaka) is the source of this 855-nucleotide messenger RNA. RefSeq names its product zinc finger protein 706 (gene ZNF706). Bases 300 to 530 code for a protein of 76 amino acids. NCBI's taxonomy places the organism in Eukaryota, Metazoa, Chordata, Mammalia, Primates, Indriidae. The transcript has 4 exons. The record is from RefSeq and is a predicted model, not a curated record.